AUGUCGUCGCACUACACGACCGAACCUCCUCCCACCGCUUCAGUCCUCCUCCAUACGACCGCAGGUCCCAUUACGGUCUCUCUAUUCGCGAACCAGACACCCUUGACGACUAGAAACUUCCUUCAACAUGUCAUUGACGGGGACUAUACCGACAACAUCUUCCAUCGCGUAUCUCCAGGCUUCGUCAUCCAGACCGGCGACCCCACAGGUACUGGGGAAGGGGGCCAGAAUAUAUAUGAAGAUCGGGAGAAUGAACGGUAUGACGAGGACUGGGCGAGAGUAACGGGGCGGGAGAAGGAUGAGAAAAUCAGUUUCGGCGAUGAAGUGCACAGUAGGCUCCAUUUCAAUCGGAGAGGGCUGGUCGGGAUGGCGAAAGGCACGGGCGAUGGGCCAGGAGGGUAUGGCAGCCAGUUCUUCAUUACGUUGGGCGACUGUAGGGCCGAGCUGGAUGGUAAAUGCACCAUGUUUGGUCGCGUCGAGGGAGACGGGAUCUACAAUGUGGUCAAGAUUGCCGAGGGCGAACUGGUCGAGGGAACCGAGAGACCUCUCUAUCCCGAGAAGAUCUUGAAAGCAGAGAUCAUCGAACUACCCAAGGGAGAGGCGUGGCAGAAGAUGCGACCGAGAGAGAAGGUCGCCCAGCGCGUCGUGGAGGCUCCGGCCAAGAAGAAAGUCCCAAAGAAGAAGGGCGGAAAGACUUUACUCAGCUUCGGUGGCGAUGAAGGGGACGUGGAUCCCGGCGAUGUCGUUGUCCGGCCGAAAAAGGCCAAGUUCAAUCCUGCAUUGAUCGAUGCCGAUGAUGUGCCAGACGCCGAACCCAAGCGGAACGGCGUCGUCUCCAAGACAGAGACAGUUUAUUCGGACCGUAAAGCGCAAUCUCCAUCGGCUCCGCAGACAGUGCCGCAAAAGCGGAAAGCAAGUCCACCUCCACCACUUGCUGCUUCGACGAUGAGAUCCAACCCGCCAGGAUCUCCAGAGAAUCGACGCAGACCAUCAUUCCACGACCCAACCACCCAACUCCCGCUCAGAGACCCAGAGUCACCUUCCCGUUCUCCCACGCCAGCCGAGGGACCUGCGCCUGGUUCAUCGAGCAAAACAUCCCUCGAGGCUGAGAUAGCGGCACUCAAAGCGUCGAUGCGGAGGAAUGUGACAUCAACCGUCGGCGAAACAACGCGCAAGAAAUCGGCCUUGGAAUCGCUGAUACCCGCAACGAGCACGAGAGGCCGCAAACGGCCCCGGCCAGGUCAGACGAACGCCAAAGAUGACGCCACUGCCCUAGAGAUGUUGAACGCUUUCAAAGCACGACUCGAACAGGUCGACAACAAUGCAAGCAAGGGCGCCUCUGCCUCACCUUCAGCUUCUGCUUCAUCCAAGCCGACCACGAAUGGACAAAACGAGACCCAGGCGCAACCGCAGCCGGUGUCGUCCUCAAAAGACCCCGACGCGGUGGUCAAUUCAAAGCCUCCACCGUCUGCUGUGGCGGACGACGAGGAAGCCGUUCUCUGCGAUCUCCAUUUCAUCGCCAACUGUCAAUCAUGUUCGCGGUGGGAUCAGCGCGGCGGCGCCGAUGCCGACUCCGACGACGAGGCCGGGAGAGAGUGGAUGAGCCAUUCGCUGUCGUUUGCCAAAGACCGCCUCGGCAAGGAUCUGAUGUGGAAGAAGAAGAACGAAGAGGACCUCGUGGUGAUUGAUCCGCGAGAGAAGGAAAAGGAGUUGAAGCUGGGAAGGAAACGUGACAAAGACAAGGACAGGGAUAGGGGAAAAGGCGUUCCCAGAGACAGAGACCGAGAUCGUGAUCGACGGUGGUAG
Messenger RNA from Capronia coronata CBS 617.96, 1806 nucleotides. RefSeq lists its product as uncharacterized. NCBI's taxonomy places the organism in Eukaryota, Fungi, Ascomycota, Eurotiomycetes, Chaetothyriales, Herpotrichiellaceae. Gene Ontology annotation, cellular component: catalytic step 2 spliceosome. Gene Ontology annotation, biological process: protein peptidyl-prolyl isomerization. The coding region runs from base 1 to 1806 and encodes 601 amino acids. Gene Ontology annotation, molecular function: peptidyl-prolyl cis-trans isomerase activity. The transcript has a single exon. The record is from RefSeq and is a predicted model, not a curated record.